This is a messenger RNA of Rhipicephalus microplus (southern cattle tick), 1584 nucleotides long. RefSeq names its product monocarboxylate transporter 5. The record is from RefSeq and is a predicted model, not a curated record. Gene Ontology annotation, molecular function: transmembrane transporter activity. Gene Ontology annotation, biological process: transmembrane transport. Lineage: Eukaryota; Metazoa; Arthropoda; Arachnida; Ixodida; Ixodidae.
UUCCUCGGCAGUGAAGAUCGUCUGCAGCCCCAACAAAGACCUAACAGACGACAGGGUCAUCGGGUCCAGUUGCGACGCUUUGGGCGUGCGCGACAUGCCUCGGGGUCUUAAGGGAGUUCGCGACAAAACCAUGUUGCUGUGGAAGAACACUGGGAAAGCGCUCUUGAGCUGGAAGUUUUACGUGGACGGCCUGUCCUACGCGUUGGAAGUGUACACCAUGUCCACUUACUUCAUGGUGUACGCAGACAUGGCCGUCGACAAGGGAUUGAGUGUAGAAAGCGCCGUUUACCUCCUGCACGCUUACUCUACCGCCGACCUGGCGUUUCGCGUGCUCAGCGGGUGGUUCGUGGACCGCAAGUACCUGCCCAUCGAGUGUUCCAAACUGGCCGGUUUCGUGUUCAGUGUCGCCGGUGCGCAGGCUAUCAGGACUUCGAAGACCCUUGUGCCGCUCAUAUUUUCUUCGCUGCUGUUUGGUUGCGGCACCGGCAUCAACAUAGGCAUCAUCGCGCCCCUGCUGCAGCACGACUUCAAGAGAGAGUCGCUCGCCAUGAUGUUCGGGGGAGUCAUGUUCAUCACGGGACUCAUAAUUCUGACGAGGCCGCCUGUCGUCGGCUACUUCCGCGACACCAUCGGAGACUACGACGGCCUCUUCCACGCGCUCACCGUCGCCAACGCCUUUUUUGGCCUCAUCUGGUUGGCGCGUGCAUUAUGGGCGAGAAGGCAGUCCGCCAAGGAGAAGGCGGCACAGAAGGCUGCGCCGACCUCUCAGCAGGUGGCGCACCUCUCGGACAACACCACCGUUCCCCUCACGGCCACAAGUGAAGCCGCCUGCUGACGAUCACGCGUUCUACUCGGAGACUGACGCUGUGCACGGUGGUGAUCAGUGGAGUGAUCGGCGCAUCGUGAUGAAAUCACUAGUGCGAAGUGACAGCUUCGCUAACCGCUGUCGAUUAGUGCGGGUAGUGAUGACCAUCGAACGCGUUGUUUCGUGACUACCACUUGAUGUAAUCUGGGUAGUCGCUGAGACAGCUGUGAGCCGCCCUUACUUUGUUUAUAGUACACGAUCACCGAUACCGAGGACAUCCGAUAGGCUGGACUACACCGUUUAAGCGAUAAUUGAUACCGGUGGUGUUCGCGCCUGUGACUGGGCCACAAGUCUUUCGCGAAGUGACGCGAUGCCUGGACGAUGAGUUUUGUACGCCUCGUCGGCGUUCAGUCUGCUAUUGUGGCACUUUAGGCAGUGAAACUGAAGACCUGCAAUACUGUCGGCGCGGGACUGGAGAACUUGCUGCACUGGUGUCCAACUGCGUCGAAGUGUUGCUGACGCAUUAUUAGUGAAAUUAAACGUUAUGAUACGACGAAGAUUACGACAACUUUAACUUUUUAGAAAGGCUGUAUAUACGGUAAAGCUUUAGAGUGGCUCCAACUACAAUAAAAAAUAUUUCCUGAUGUUUUGGAACCACAUCGAUUCCUUCUUCAGAAGGAGUGACAAUGUAUAUUUCGAAAUGCUUUUUUUUAAAACAUACUUAACCGUAUUUAAAAUAUAGAUACUCAAAAAUCGUAAUAAACCUUUGCAGCCACAUG